ACGCGCUGGCAGCCUGAGAGGCAUGGGUUUUUGUUCCCCUCUUUGAAAACAGCUAGCUCCAGAAUUUUGUUCUCUCUUCUAAAGAGAGUGAGAGAGAGGGAGGGUGAGAGUGGGAGAGAGAGGGGGAGAGGGAAGAAACUUCUUUCCGACCGACAAAAACAAGUGUCUUCUAUAUGGGAUUAUAAAAUUGCUGUGUGUCCAUUGAGAGAGAACUUGUGGGUAGAUAAGUUGGGGGAGAAACUACAAGACGGACAACUAAACAGACACACACAGGUUCCUCAGACCCAGUGUGACCGUCCCAUUGGACUAUCUGGGGGCGCUGUCACUCAUCUCUCACUAUGAUGCAGCGGGACGAUCUGUCUGCCAUGGAGGAGUUCAGCUACACCCAGAUGCCCACGCUGGAGAGGGGGUGUGGCGGGGGUACGGUGGGCCGGCGGGGGUGUGCGGAGAGGGAGCGGCCGGAGAGCUACACGGUGGACGUGAGGGCCAGUGACCUGCAGCUUGCCCACUCGGAGAAGCCCAUGCACCCCUGCCUCAGCUACAGGACCUGGCUCUACAGCGUUCUCAUUGGGAGCAGUCUGUUGGUCACAGCAGGCUUCUCUCUCUACCUGGGCAAUGUGUUUCCUGCUGCUAUGGACUAUCUGCGCUGUGCUGCAGGCUCGAGUGUCCCGGCAGCAGUUGUCAGCUUUGCCAUUGCCAAGAACCAUCAUGUUGCAGUGUCAGAUUUCCAGGUGGUAUUUGUGUCCACCUUCGCUGUGACGACCACUUGCCUGGUGUGGUUUGGCUGUAAGCUGGUGUUGAGUCCCUCUGCUGUCAAUAUCAACUUUAACCUCAUCCUGCUGAUUCUGCUGGAGGUGCUGAUGGCAAGUACAGUCAUCCUGUCUGCACGCUCUGCAGAGGACUGCUGUAGCCACAGGAAGCCAGUGACGUAUGACGGUCCUGUGGUUCUGACACCGGCCGUCUUUCCCACCCGACUUCUAAAGGCCUACUCUGUGAUUGAGGUGAUAGUAGGAAUCUCGGCUGUGUUUGGCGGUAUCAUCGCUCUCAACAUGGACGUCUUGCUCCCUGGUCCAUACCUGUCUGUCACCUUCUUCUGGAUCUUAGUGGCUUGUUUCCCCAGUGCCAUUGCCAGCCAUGUCGUGGCAGAAUACCCCAACAAGUGUCUGGUGGAGAUGCUGAUUGCCAUCAGCAGUGUGACGUCCCCGCUGCUCUUCUCAGCCUCAGGCUUCCUCUCCUGCAGUGUACUCAGUUUCAUUGACAUCUUCCUGCAUGAGGUGCCUACAGCCAAGCAAUCGUAUGAGAUCCUGCUGCUGAUUCUGAUGGCGCUGCUGCUGGUGCAGGCAGUUCUGACUCUGGCCACCGUGGUGCACUGUGCCUCCUACAAGAGCCAGCUCCGCAUGGGGGGUCCAGAGUGGGAUGACAGCCUGCAGCUCCCAGCCUUUCACUCAGAGCAACAAGCAUCCAAUGGAACACUGCGGGAGUUUGACAAAGACAAGGCCUGGAAGGCGGUUGUGGUCCAAAUGGCACAGUGAACAGAGGAGGAGGAGAAGGAGGACAAAACAGAAAAGACAGACAAGGGAGAGGAAGAAGAAAUAAAUAAUGAAUACCGGCAAUCAAUUUCCCUGUCAGAGAAAAGAAAAAGAAAAGGAGCAAGGACAGGGGGAGGACAAAAGAGUGAGGGAAUGGAGAGGAAGGAUACAAUAGGAAGUGUGUGACGUCAUAAGCAUUCACAUCUCUCUGAGGUCUACAUUUUAAAACAUGCUAUAACAAUCUCCUUACUGUGUACAAUCUGUAGACAAUUGGGUACUCUCAUGCCUCUUUGUACUGUAUUUGCGGCACAGUAUUCUUUCAGUCUUUGUCUGUAUGUAGUUAUCUUUAUAUAUAGGGCUUUAGGUCAAACUGAUAUUUACAUGGAGAUUUACAUAUACAACAGACCUUCAGUUUUUUACUAUAAAACUAUUGUGUCCUGAUUGUAUUCCUGUCAUGUCGACAAAUAAAACAGUUUACACACCA
Salvelinus sp. IW2-2015 is the source of this 2013-nucleotide messenger RNA. It is a transcript of the gene mlc1, whose product is annotated as modulator of VRAC current 1. Gene Ontology annotation, biological process: regulation of response to osmotic stress. Gene Ontology annotation, cellular component: endoplasmic reticulum; cytoplasmic vesicle; plasma membrane. The record is from RefSeq and is a predicted model, not a curated record. Lineage: Eukaryota; Metazoa; Chordata; Actinopteri; Salmoniformes; Salmonidae.